Molecule: messenger RNA, 1342 nt
Organism: Panicum virgatum (switchgrass)
Lineage: Eukaryota; Viridiplantae; Streptophyta; Magnoliopsida; Poales; Poaceae
Exons: 1
Coding region: 101-1072 (323 amino acids)
Source: RefSeq, a predicted model, not a curated record
CACAUCUCGAAAGCACACCUGCUCACCGAUCCCAAGAGUUCCCCGGCCGGCGACUACAUCCAUCACCAUCAGCAGGCCAUCGACAUCAAUCAAUACUACUAUGACCAAGCUGAGCGUCCCCGCCCACCACCGUGAUCUCCCCCGGACGCUCAGCCACCGCUUCCUUGGGCGCCACGAGAUGAAGCUGGCCCCGGAGGACGGCGUCAAGUUCCAGUGCGACGGGUGCAGGCUGCCCGGCAGGGGCCUGCGCUACCAGUGCGGCGCAGGCUGCAACGUCGACCUCCACGUCGGCUGCGCGCUGGCGCCUCCCUGCCGGGAGAUCGGCGGCAGCAGGUUCGUGCUCCGCGACAAGCCGCCGGCCCCCGCGGGCCGCCGGCACUGCGACGCGUGCGGCGGCCCCGCGCGCGGGUUCGUCUACCACUGCCCCGAGCUCGACCACGACGUCCACCCGUGCUGCGCCGACCUGCCGGACCGCUUCAAGGUGGCCGGCCUCUCCUUCAAGCUGCACAUGAAGAGGUCGCCGCGCCGCUGCGUCCUCUGCGCGGACGACGGCGAGGGCUGGUGCUCGCGCUGCGUCUACUGGUCCUACCGCUGCGACGUCGGCGACGGCGGCGGGCCGGUGUUCCUGCACGUGGCGUGCGCCGGGGACCUGGUGGCCUCCGGCGAGACGACCGUCACCAGCGUGUCCGUGGGCGAGGCGUACAACAGGGUCAUGGCCUCCGAGUCCAAGUGGGUCGUCGUCGCUGAUGGCGGCCUCAAGCGCAGCAGCAAGAAGCAGCCCUCCGGCGAUGCACACCGCACCAACCGCAGCACCGGCAAGGAGAUCGUUCCGGCCGCCCCCACCAACCGCAGCGCCGGCAAGGAGAUGGUUCCGGUGAGCGCCAAGGAUCUCAAGGCGCUGCUGCUGCAGGGGAGGGACGCCGCCAGGAGCAAGAGCCGCGGCGGCGGAUCAGCGUUGCAGCGCUCGCUCAGGGUCAUUGGCUUCUUGGUGUGCGUCGUGAUCGGCGUCAUCUUUGGGGACCCGACGGCCAUGGCCGUGGCGGUUGCGGGGGUGAUCUUCCCCAACCUCUAGGCUCUCGCUCGCUUCACAGGGUGUUUAAUUUGGAGCGAGCUUAUUAUGCUGAGUGUGCAUGUUGCUGUUGCUUACAUACGGCACAGAGUUUCAGUCUUUGUUUUUCUCCUUUAAUUUCCUUGUGUUUUUCUUUCUUUGGCUUCGUGAAUUUUGUUAAUCGAGUGAGUUUCUUCGAAUUGCUCGCUGCCAUUAUAUUACAUGGUAGUGGAUUUAGAUCCAAUCCAAAGAGUGCAGUCCAAGAAGUGAAUUAAUUCCUCCAAAAUAAUCCAA